GAGGUGGGAAGUGGGGGAGAGGGCAUUGUGAGAGUGAGUUCGAAAAGUAUUUUCACAUACAACAUAUUAUCGUGAUGGGAAACUAGAUAUCUGUGGCUGUAUCAGAUAAUGACUAGUCACCACAUAACGUCAGUUAAGUUUGAAAACAUGAUGUACAAAAUACAAAACCGGCCUCAUUUAUUCGGCUUUUCCAACAAACAAGUCUUCGCGGUAAUGUCGUUCUCUGUAUUUGCGGUAAUGUCGUUUUUUGUGUUCGCGGUAAUGUCGCUGUAUCUAGUCAAGGUGCGUUUGAACAAAAAUAUAAGAAUUGGAAGAGACUUGUUUACCACUCGUACAAAAAAUUAAUAAACGUGAAAGUGGAAUGCUUGAUGAUUCAGAAGUAGCUGGAGAUAAAGCACUGGAGCAUUUAACAAUUGAUGUUUUUAACUAUAAGGAUCUUUUGGUUGCAUUUGACAAUUUUCCAUCAUUAACUUAUUUGAGUGUGGAAUUGGGUGAUUUAUCUGUUUUUUAUCUUCCGAUGAACCAAUACAUUAUUGAUGAUGGUGGUUUGGUAGCAUUGGAAAAAAUAUUUAUUAAUAUGAUUUAUUUAACUAAAUUACGUUUCUUUUCAAUUGUACACUUCUUUGCAUUUAAUCUAGUAUCUUUACCGUUGUAUGGAACAAGAAUUAGUGAAAUAUUAUUAAAUAUUCCAGAUUUAGAGGAAUUACAGUUUCAAUUGGAGUUUGAAAUGAGUGAAUCGACAUGUCUCACCCCAUCAUAUCGAUCAGUAACAGAAGAAGCGUUUAGAAAUAUCAAUAAAUGGAAUGUUGUGUUUAAUUUUGAUGAAGAACGAAAUCAUUAUUCUAUUUUUACUUUACCAGCAAUGUCAAAUACAUCAUAUCGCUUUCAUUUACUCUCAUCAACCUUAUUUUAUAGUAGUUCUAAUCACGAUUAUUCGAAUAUCAGACAAAUAGAAAUUUUUGAAUCAUCAUCUCAUCCGAUAGUAUUCUCUGAAUUAGCUGAAAUUCUAACAGAAAACUUUUCAAAAUUAACAAGUCUUACAAUCUCAGCUGAAAAUAUUAGUAAAAGUGAAACUUGUUUUGAUAGUAAAUUAAGAUUAAAUCAUCUCAUAUAUUUAAGAAUUAAAAGAAAUAUAUCCUACCUUGGUCAACUUCUUUUGUUGGUACCAAAUUUAAAAACGUUAGUAAUACAUGAUAUUCAAUGUUUACAGAAUAUUUCUGUUAAAAAUAAUAUUGAAUAUUUAUCUUUAUUUGAUUGUAACCAUUUACCCAAACUACGAACGAUAUUAAAUAAUUAUUUUCAAAAUAUAAAUGGUCUAGAAUUACAAUUUAGAUUCAUUGAAUCAACUUUAAGUUGUAUUAAUGAUAAAGAAAUAUCUAUGUUCUGUGAAAUGAUUAACAAUAUGAAAAAUUUGGUUAGUCUUCGUAUUUUUAUAUCAUCCACAAAUGAAAAUGUAGAUCAUUAUACAAAUAUCAUGUAUGAAACGCUGAGAAAUAAACAUGAUUAUUGCUUAAUUCAAACGAUUAUUGAUGAAAAACAGAAGAAUAUUUUAGUAUGGAAAUAA
This is a messenger RNA of Didymodactylos carnosus, 1564 nucleotides long. Lineage: Eukaryota; Metazoa; Rotifera; Eurotatoria; Philodinida; Philodinidae. The record is from the annotation of a GenBank genome assembly.